CUUCUCCUGCGCAUGCGCACUGCCCUCAGUCCUGGAAGCGCCAGGGCCCGCGAUGGCGCUGGUGCCACCCGGGCUGCGCCGCCGCCUGCAGGAGGCCCCGGCCCCGCUCCCCGCGCUGCUCCCUGCCGUGGCCCCGGUCCCUCCCCCGCCACCGUUCACCUUCGUCCCCCGGCGCCACCGCCUGGACCGCGUCCACGCGCUGCUGGAGGAUGGGGACGUCCACAGGCACCUCUACCUGCGGGGCGUCCUCAGCGGCCUGGCGGAAGCGGCGGAGAGGCCCAGGGUGUCUGAAUUCAGUUGCCACAUCUCUGGGUGCUGCCAGGUCUUUGACACACUGGAGGGCUACGAGCACCACUACAACUCACUGCACAGGAACGUCUGCUCCUUCUGCAAGCGAUCCUUCCCAUCAGGGCACCUGUUGGACAUUCACAUACUGGAGUGGCAUGACUCACUCUUCGAGAUAAUGGCCGAGAAGCAGAACAUGUACAAGUGUUUGGUAGAAGGCUGCACAGAGAUGUUCAAGAGCAGCGAGGACAGAAAGAAUCACUUGGUCACCAUUCACCUUUACCCUGCUGACUUUCGCUUUGAUAAACCUAAGAAGGUGAAAAGUGGCCCCAAGCACAUGAGCUCUUCCACGCAGCAGGGUGCCAGCGUGCCGAUGGAUGUGAGCAUGGAGACGUUGGAGCAAUGCCAAGUGGACCCCAUGGAAACAAGGCCCAGUGAGAACAUGGAGAUCCCUCAGCCUGCAGCCAGCCCCAGUCCUUCGGUGCCAGAGAAACGACUCUAUAAAUCCAGGGUCCCAUCCACCAUUUGCUUUGGACAAGGUGCCACCCGAGGAUUUAAAGGACCAAGGAAGAAAGUGUGAAGAAGCUCCCAGCAAAGGCAGUGCUUGGCACAGCAUGCAGACACAGGAUGGGAUGGGCUGAAGUACACACCGGUGGCUUGCAGAAAGAGUCCUGGACUGCAGUGGAGCACGGUGACGUGGAGCUGAGAAGAAAUCAACUGCUGGAGCUGAGACUACAUGAGAGGAAAAAAAAAGAUUCCAGAAAUUCCAAGGAAAAACUCUGCUGCCUGUACAGAAGCUGGAACCAAUGACAAAAGAAACCAGAAAAAAAAAAAAUUGGUCCUUAAUUCCAACCUUCUCCGUCUCCCUGAAGUCAGCUCUGCUCCCCAGCGCUUGCUCUUAAACCCACGUGAAAGGUUUGCCUGGACCAGGAAAAGCAUCCGGGUCCCUUGCAGCUCAUUUCCAUGGGGAGUUAAAAUAAGUGACUUCCAACUGGUUGAAUAAAUAAAAAGAAUUUUUACAAAAUUGCCUUGAAGAGAAUUUUAUGCUGUUUGAAGCCCAGGCAGAGUCAGAUGUGAAGAAUGAACCUCCCUUUGUUCCAUGAGCCCCAAAAAGCAGAGUGAGGUGGAGGUUAUUUUUCCUUGUGCCUUUCCCUUCCUUUUUCAUCUUAUCCUACCAGGAGAAAAGAUUCUUUGGAAAUGUAAGGCCAGGCUCAAUGUACCGCCGCCAAGUCUCAGGGUCCUGUUGAAGUGUGGCACUUAAAAAAUUGUCCAUAAAGGGGGGAAAAAAGAGGUUGCUGAAAUGGCAUUUAUCCAAGUAGCUUAGGAUCUAUAAUUGCUUUUUUCACCCUCCCCCCUCUCUGGGAGGAACAAGGGAUAAAAAGGCCUUUGAAAAAUCCUUGCCAGUAGCCACCUCUGAGAACCCUCACACACCCAGAGCCCACAGCCACCCCUGAGGACUCGCGCACCUCCUCUGCCACCCACGUGUUGCAGGAGGAGGGGGAACAGUGAAGAGCUGGGGACAGGCUCUGCUUAUUGGGGAGAUGUCGGUUGUUUUUUGAUGGCAUAAAGAUGAAGCCCCUCGCAGCAAGGGUUGGGGAGACCUCACCCACGGGUGGACAUACCACGUGGUCUUUCCCUUAUCUUGUCGCCAAGAAUCAUCAAGAUUAACUGCUUGGGUACGGCUAAGCUUUAAUGUCUCUGGAUGGGAUUAAUUUUAUCCGUUUGGAUAGGCAGUGAGGUUCCAGGAAUACGGUGGGCUUGUCAUUUCGUGGAAAAAUUAUGAUGGCACCUCUGUGUAUAUGAAGUUCUCUGAAAUCACUGUUGGGUAGAAGCACUCUGAGGACAAAUCCCAGUGCUCCUCCAAUGCUGUAUAAAAAGAAUAGCUACUUAAUAACCACACUGGUUAUUGAGGGUAAAUUUAUUUAUUUCAUACAUAAAUAGUCGUCUGCUUCCUCCUCUCCUGGGACUUUGGCCACAUUCCAGGAGGAGGAGGGGCAGUAAGCGGCAGGAGCCAGACUCGACUCUUUGGGGUGACGUAGAUUGUUUUUGCAAUGGUAUAAAGGCUGAGGAAAGAAA
Molecule: messenger RNA, 2361 nt
Organism: Cuculus canorus (common cuckoo)
Lineage: Eukaryota; Metazoa; Chordata; Aves; Cuculiformes; Cuculidae
Gene: ZNF511
Product: zinc finger protein 511
Exons: 7
Coding region: 53-865 (270 amino acids)
Source: RefSeq, a predicted model, not a curated record